GUAUUUCCGUUGCUCUAAGAUAUAGGUGCCGUUACAUUGCAUUAUUCAAAGGUGUCUUCAUUUAGAUAUUUCAUAUGUGCGACACUUUUUUGUCCAUUUAAUUGUUUCAAUCAUUAAUAAUAUAUGCUAUGAUUAGUUAAUAAGUUAAUAUAUAACUACAACAAUAAUGACUUCAUUAGAUCCAGCGGUUGCUUGUAUUAAAUACUUGCUUUUUGCCAUCAAUUUUAUAGUUUGGACAUUGGGAGCAAUUUUAUUGGGAGUGGCUAUUUGGGUUAGAGGUGAUGGUGGGCUCUGGGAGUAUACGGAUAAUUUAGAUAUUGAAAGAUAUUAUAUCGCUUGUUACUUAUGUAUGGCUGCCGGUGCCGUCAUUUUGGUUAUCGGUUUUAUCGGUUGUCUGGGGGCUGCUAUGGAAAGCCCGUGUAUGCUUAUUGUCUACUUUGCAUUGACAGCAGUGGCUAUAAUACUGCAAAUAGCGGCCACAGUCCUCGUGUGGAAGAUUGCCGGAGGAGACCGAUUACAACGUGUUUUGUCGGAUGAACUUAAAUGGCAUAUCGAUCGCCGUAACACUGAUGAGACGUCCCGAAGAUUCCUCGAUUUGAUCCAAUUGAAGUUGGAUUGUUGUGGUGCCGAAACAUUUUUGGAUUAUCAAAAAGUCAAUCAGGAUAUACCCGUGUCGUGUAAUAGUGAACGGACUAAUAAUAUUCAAAUAAGAAGUUGUGGUGAAAAUUUGCGUCGAUUUCUUGAGAUCAGAGGUGGAGCUAUUGGUGGCAUUUGUGUGGCACUAAUUCUGGUUGAAGUCGGAUCCAUAAUCUUCACGAUGUGUCUGUUCUUUGCUAUGAAACAAGAAACCAAACCAUUGCUUCAUAACUACUAAAACACAUAAAUUAUACAAUUUUAACGAUUGUUUUAUAUUUUAUUUUAUAAUUU
This is a messenger RNA of Oppia nitens, 927 nucleotides long. RefSeq names its product CD9 antigen-like. Bases 167 to 874 code for a protein of 235 amino acids. The transcript is spliced from 6 exons. The record is from RefSeq and is a predicted model, not a curated record. Gene Ontology annotation, cellular component: membrane. NCBI's taxonomy places the organism in Eukaryota, Metazoa, Arthropoda, Arachnida, Sarcoptiformes, Oppiidae.